AUGCAGCAACCGUCGCAGCAAAUGCAAAUUCCACCGACUAGUGGACCGCCUCCGGUUAUGAAUGGACAGGAGCCUCCACGACCACAACCAGCUCCCCUCCCACCUCCACCUCAACAGCAACCAGUGUUUGCGGCCAGUCAAGGAGGUUACGUGAACCCGUCUAUGAUGUCAGUGGCUCAAGGUCCUCCAACUGUCCACCAUCAAUCACCUUUGUCGACUCAAAUGCAAGGCGGUGCUCCCCCUAAUGUUAUUGUUGGCCGUCCGCAGCCACUUCCUGGUCAGGGCUACGAAGGAGCCCCACCACCGUUAUAUCCACCACAUCCUGGUGCCACCUAUGGCGGUGGCGCCGCCGGCGCUGUUUUCCCACCUCCACCUAAUGCCUCUGUCGUCGGAGGGGGUCCUAUGUUACAACCCUCUGCUUUCGUCAAGAGUCAACUUGGCCAACUUCGUGCUCAAAUCAGCGCCUAUAAGCUGCUUUCUAAAUCGCAGUCGGUUCCCGAAAACAUACUCUAUCUGGCUGAAGGUCGUGUGCCCCCUACUGCUGCUGCUCCUGGUUUCCAUAACUAUCAAACUAGGGCUCCCGUACCCGUAUCUGGCUCUGCACCACUUCCACAACCCGGUCAAGAGGUUCCACCGCAGCAGAUAUACGCGCAACAGCAACAACAACUCCCUCCAUCUGCACAGAACCGCCCAAAUUAUCCUCCACAUCAAAUGCCCAUGCGAUGGGGCUAUCCUGGCUACACAGGACCCCCUCCGAAUGCUGCCUAUAUGGCCGCUUCGCAAGCACCACUCAUUGGACGCAGUCGAAUCGGCUCAAUUCAGCGUCCACAGGGCCUUGAUCCUGUUGAACUACUGAAGGAACGUGAGCAGCGCAUACAAUCACGUAUUGGCCAGCGCAUCAAGACUCUUUCGUCCCUUAGUGUUUUUUCCACCCCUCAACAACGUGUCAGUUUGGAGAUUGAGUUGCGUUCCCUGCGUCUCCUCAACUUUCAGCGACAGUUGCGGCAGGACAUUGUUUCGGCCAUGCGACGUGACACCAGUCUGGAGACAGCGCUAAACAUCAAAGCCUAUCGGCGACCAAAGAAGCAGAGUCUUCGUGAGGCCCGCUUUACUGAAAAAUUGGAGCGUCAGAUGAAACACGAGCAGGAGAAGCGGCGCCGUCAGAAACACCAAGAGUUCCUCAACGCCGUGUUGAGUCAUGGUCGGGAAUUCCGCGAGUAUCAUCGCAAUGCCAGCGUGCGCAUGUCGAAGAUCAACAAGGCAAUUCUCACUGCAGAACGUGACAGGCGUCGCACGCAACAGCGGAUCGAUCGAGAGCGUAUGCGUCGAUUGAUGGAGGAGGACGAUGCAGGCUAUCGCACGCUGAUUGAUAAGAAGAAAAACAAGCGCUUGCACUACCUCCUCACCCAGACCGAUCAGUUUAUUGACAAUCUUGCGAAGCUGGUGAAAGAUCAUAAGAAGGAGCAGAAUAAGUUACGGAUUAAGGACAUUAGGGAGCGUUGCAGAGUAGCACAAGAGCGGUGCCUGCUAAACGCCGUGAAUAAGUAUCACGCGGUGGCAAAGAAUCUUAUCUUUGAGGGCGUAACAGCUCCAUCCUGGCUGAACACUCUUCCUCCUCCAGGUGUCUUUCCUGAUGAACUUGUGCAGGCAAGUCGAGAGUUGGCUGCGGGAAAGGCUCCCCUCCUCACCACGAUCCCCUGGCCAAACAUUCGUCUACCCGUCGCCAAUCCCAGCACAAAGGAGAUUCUUGAGGGUGAGUCUGCGCCUUACGCCAACGAAGCGCAUACAUGGCUACAGGAGCAUCCUGGUUGGGAGAUUGCCCCGACAGAUGAAAACGGUGUGGUGCAGGUGGACCUGGUCGAAGAGGAUGAGGAGGCUUCGGCAAAGAAGAAAAACGUUUCCACGGACGAUGAUGACGACGCGGUGAUGGACUCAGUCCGUGGUAACGAAGACGAUGAGUACAAGUCGGGUGGAAGUCAGUCCUAUUACACCCUAGCCCAUGCUAUUCGUGAACAGGUAAAGGAACAGGCAUCCAUUCUUGUCAAUGGUAAACUGAAGGAGUAUCAGAUGCGUGGACUCGAGUGGCUCGUCUCUCUCUACAACAACAACCUUAAUGGCAUUCUCGCUGAUGAGAUGGGUCUAGGCAAGACAAUCCAAACUAUCGGUCUCAUUACCUACCUGAUGGAGAAGAAACGUGUCAAUGGUCCCUACCUCAUUAUUGUGCCUCUAUCCGUUAUGGCCAACUGGGCGAUGGAAUUCGAGAAGUGGGCUCCUAGCGUGAAGAAGAUUCUUUAUAAGGGCUCACCUCAAUGUCGUCGUGCUCUGCAGAACCAGAUCAAGGCGGCUAAGUUUAACGUCCUUCUCACGACUUACGAGUAUAUCAUCAAGGACAAGUCAGCGCUCUCCAAGGUUAACUGGCGCUAUAUGAUUAUUGACGAGGGGCACAGAAUGAAGAACCACCACUGCAAGUUGACGCAGAUAUUGAAUCACCAUUACAAUGCGCCGUAUCGUUUGCUGUUAACCGGGACGCCGCUGCAGAAUAAGCUGCCAGAACUCUGGGCUCUGCUCAACUUCUUACUGCCGAAGAUCUUCGACAGUUGUAACACGUUUGAGCAAUGGUUUAAUGCGCCUUUUGCGGCCACUGGGGAGAAAGUGGAGUUGAAUCACGAGGAGACUUUGUUGAUCAUCCGCCGUCUGCACAAAGUGCUUCGUCCUUUCCUUCUGCGUAGGCUCAAAAAGGAGGUGGAGUCGCAGCUACCUGAGAAGGUGGAGUAUGUUAUCCGCUGCGAGAUGUCCGCUUUACAACGCGUCCUUUAUUCUUACAUGCAGUCCAAGGGUGUCAUUCUCACCGAUGGCUCGGAGAGAGACAAGAAGGGCAAGGGUGGUACGAGGACCUUGAUGAAUACCAUCAUGCAGCUUCGUAAGAUAUGCAACCAUCCUUUCAUGUUUAGCCACAUCGAGGCGGCAAUUGCGGAGUUUCAGAACCCUCCCCUACCCGGCCAGCCGCCUCCGACUCAGGUGGAGGGGAAGCUUCUCUUCCGCUCCUCUGGGAAGUUUGAAUUGCUGGAUCGCAUUCUGCCGAAACUGCGAGCCACUGGGCACAGAGUGCUCAUCUUCUGCCAGAUGACCAGCCUCAUGACUAUCAUGCAGGACUACUUUGACUAUCGAGGAUUCCGGUACCUGCGACUAGAUGGUGCUACCAGAGCAGACGAUCGUGGGGAAAUGCUGAAGGAGUUUAAUGAUGAGUCGCAGGAGUACUUUAUCUUCUUGUUAUCUACUCGAGCCGGGGGAUUGGGUUUGAAUCUCCAGACGGCAGAUACAGUCAUCAUCUUUGAUUCGGAUUGGAACCCGCACCAGGAUUUACAGGCUCAGGAUCGUGCCCAUCGUAUUGGCCAGCAAAACGAGGUACGAGUUUUGCGUCUGAUUACAAUAAACUCUGUGGAGGAGAAGAUUUUGGCCGCUGCACGUUACAAGCUCAACGUUGACGAAAAGGUUAUCCAGGCUGGCAUGUUCGACAACAAGUCUACUGGUUUGGAGCGGCGGCAGUUUCUACAGAACCUCCUAGAGGCCGACGACGAAGCAGAUGAGGAUGAAAACGAGGCUCCGGAUGAUGAGACAGUGAAUCAGAUGCUCGCUCGCACUGAGAAAGAGUUCGACAUCUACCAGCGUAUGGACGCCGAACGUCAGGUGACCGAGCGACAACAGGCCAAACCCGAGCCUCGACUGAUGGAGUACUCUGAACUGCCUGAUUGGAUUGUGCGCAAUGAGGAAGAAGUGGAGAAGAGCCUUGCUAUGGAUGAGUCUUGUCUUCUCACCAUGCGUCGUCAACGGAAGGAGGUGGACUACUCGGAUGCUCUCACGGACCGUCAGUUCCUAAAGGCUAUCGAUGAGGGCAGUUUGGAGGAAGCUGAGGAGAAAUCGCGGCAGCGCAAGGCGAAGCGCAAACGAAAACGUAAUGAACCGGACUACAGUGGCAUGGACGACGCCAGUUCGGAGGCUGGGAGUAGUGUAAAGGCGGCUCCAGCAGUAAAGCGUCGUAGAGGACGUCCACCACAGUCUGCCUCGGCUGCUUCAUCGUCCAAUGCACGCCGAUCUAUCUCACCGAAAUUGCAGGAGCGUAUGAAACGUCUCCUGCAGAUUGUCAUUGAUUAUAAGGACAAGGAUCAGCGUGUACUGAGCGAACCUUUCAUGAAGCUGCCGACACGGAAGGAGCUGCCAGACUACUACGAGGUGAUUAAACGACCUGUCGACUUCCAUCGCAUUAAGACUCGUGUGCGUGACGGAAAGUACCGCUCAAUGGAUGAGCUGGAGGCAGAGAUUCUUCUGUUGUGCAAAAAUGCUCAAACAUACAACAUGGAUGGCAGUCUGAUCUUUGAAGACUCAGUGGUGUUGCAGACAGUGUGGACAAAUGCGCGCGAACAGUUAGAGGCUCUGGAGGGAGUCCCGGAGGAAAAUGAGACGCUAGCAGAGGACGGAGACGAGACUUCGAGCUCCCGAAAGACGUCUACACGUCACCCACCCACUCAAACCACACCCUCAAAUGUGGAAGAGGAGACCAUGGACGAGACUCCCAUCGGUGGUGGUGGCAAUGGUGGAGGUUGCGGCGGUGUAGCUGACGUUACUGGAGGUGCAAGCUCUUCCAUAGUCGUCGAAGACACUUUCGAAGACGACGAAGAUGAUAGCACAAGUCGCGGAUCCUUCAGUACAAAGUCACGCAAAAGCAGUACUUCAAGGAAGCCCUCUCUACUUCAUUCAAAAGUAAUGUCUGAGUCCUAUGCUGCGGUGACCGGCGCCUCGUGUGCCCCUUCACUGAGCAUGCCAACAUCAGUGGCUGCUAUGCCAUCGACAGUAGGAGGCGAUAAUCCUGAAACUUCAGCUCCGCCUUCUUCAUCACUUCUACCUCCGCGAAAGGCUCGUAGCACUAGCAAGCCGAUCGUUUACGACAAUUCAGAUGAGGAGGACGUUGAGGAUGAUGGAAUGGAUGAGGAUGAUGACGAUGACUAUUAA
Messenger RNA from Hydatigera taeniaeformis, 5007 nucleotides. Lineage: Eukaryota; Metazoa; Platyhelminthes; Cestoda; Cyclophyllidea; Taeniidae. The record is from the annotation of a GenBank genome assembly.